This is a messenger RNA of Solanum dulcamara, 1904 nucleotides long. RefSeq names its product NADH dehydrogenase [ubiquinone] flavoprotein 1, mitochondrial. Gene Ontology annotation, biological process: mitochondrial electron transport, NADH to ubiquinone. The transcript is spliced from 3 exons. Bases 144 to 1607 code for a protein of 487 amino acids. Lineage: Eukaryota; Viridiplantae; Streptophyta; Magnoliopsida; Solanales; Solanaceae. Gene Ontology annotation, molecular function: 4 iron, 4 sulfur cluster binding; NADH dehydrogenase (ubiquinone) activity; NAD binding. The record is from RefSeq and is a predicted model, not a curated record.
CAUGAUUCACAAGUCCCAACAGCUCCAUUCUUCUUUUUUUUCCUUCUUUUUUUUUUUGAGAAAGACACAGCUUCAAUCUCACCCUAAGCUGCUGGAGAAUCAGCUGAAUUCCACCGAUUCAUCACAUUUCUGCUUCAACGUUCAUGGCACCUAUUAAGGGCCUUCUUUCUCUGCAAAGGACUGCAUUAGCUCAGCGUUCUAGUGAAAGAUGGGGUCUAUAUGGUAGGUUAUUUAGCACUCAGGCUGCAUCAACUGCUAGCACUCCCCAGCCUACACCCGCACCCCCACCUCCUGAGAAGACUCACUUUGGUGGCCUCAAAGAUGAGGAUCGUAUUUUCACAAAUCUCUACGGAUUGCAUGACCCUUACCUCAAAGGUGCCAUGAAGCGAGGAGAUUGGUACCGAACAAAUGAUCUUGUCAUCAAGGGUUCUGACUGGAUUGUGAAUGAAAUGAAGAAAUCUGGUCUUCGAGGACGUGGUGGUGCUGGUUUUCCAUCUGGUCUCAAAUGGUCCUUCAUGCCAAAGACAACAGAUGGCCGUCCUUCAUACCUUGUCGUCAAUGCUGAUGAAAGUGAACCUGGAACCUGUAAAGACAGGGAAAUCAUGCGGCAUGACCCACACAAGUUGUUGGAAGGCUGUCUGAUUGCUGGAGUGGGGAUGAGGGCUAGAGCUGCUUAUAUUUAUAUCAGGGGAGAGUAUGUGAAUGAAAGGAAGAGCCUUGAGAAGGCUAGGAAAGAAGCCUAUGAAGCUGGAUUGUUGGGGAAAAAUGCUUGUGGAUCUGGUUAUGAUUUUGACGUAUAUAUUCAUUUUGGUGCCGGUGCCUAUAUUUGUGGUGAAGAGACAGCUCUUCUGGAGAGCCUUGAGGGCAAACAGGGCAAACCAAGACUGAAGCCUCCAUUUCCAGCUAAUUCUGGACUAUAUGGAUGUCCAACAACUGUCACGAAUGUUGAAACAGUAGCUGUUUCACCAACCAUCUUAAGGCGUGGGCCAGAGUGGUUUGCCAGUUUUGGCCGGAAGAAUAAUGCUGGGACAAAGCUGUUUUGCAUCUCAGGCCAUGUAAACAAGCCCUGCACGGUAGAAGAGGAAAUGAGUAUUCCAUUGAAGGAGCUGUUAGAGAGGCACUGUGGCGGUGUUCGUGGAGGAUGGGACAAUUUGCUUGCUGUUAUACCAGGAGGUUCAUCUGUUCCAUUGCUUCCCAAGAACAUAUGUGAGGAUGUGCUAAUGGAUUUUGAUGCACUCAAAGCUGUGCAGUCAGGGUUGGGGACUGCCGCUGUAAUUGUCAUGGACAAGUCAACUGAUGUUGUAGAUGCAAUUGCAAGGCUCUCGUACUUCUAUAAGCACGAGAGCUGUGGUCAAUGUACACCAUGUAGGGAAGGCACAGGGUGGCUUUGGAUGAUCAUGGAAAGAAUGAAGGUUGGUAAUGCAAAGUUGGAAGAGAUUGACAUGCUUCAAGAGGUGACGAAACAGAUUGAAGGGCAUACCAUUUGUGCCUUGGGUGAUGCUGCUGCUUGGCCAGUGCAGGGUCUUAUUAGGCACUUUAGACCAGAGCUAGAAAGAAGGAUCAAGGAGCACGCGGAGAGGGAGCUACAACAAGCGGCUGCUGCUUGAUUUUUUUCAAAGUUUGAUGUUUGAUACCAUGGAAUAAACUUUGAGAAGUACCAGAAGUAUGAAUGUGGGAGGGGGAAAGCAGGAUGCAGAACUUCCCUACAAUCCAGCCUCUUUUUGUUGUCAAACUUGUGUAAAACUAUUUUUACAUUGUUGGCCCAAUGGGUAAUGUAUGUUUCAGAGCUGGUACAUCUAAUGUCUUAAUGUUUCUAUACAUUAUUACUGCCAUGGCUUUGAUAGUUGAAAGAUGCUUAGUAUUUGUCGUUUGCAUUAAUAAAAGCUACACUUUGGCGAUUCCAA